This is a messenger RNA of Chlamydomonas reinhardtii, 1485 nucleotides long. RefSeq lists its product as uncharacterized. Lineage: Eukaryota; Viridiplantae; Chlorophyta; Chlorophyceae; Chlamydomonadales; Chlamydomonadaceae. The transcript is spliced from 2 exons. The coding region runs from base 515 to 748 and encodes 77 amino acids. The record is from RefSeq and is a predicted model, not a curated record.
ACUUGUUUUGUGUUUAUUCAAACAUAAAUAAGCUUGUAAUAUGGCCACCGGGCUAGUAUUAGGAGCGCAGGCGCAAGCACGCGUAGCACCCGGUCUGCUGGCCUGCUCACUGCGAUGUCCAGCACGUCUUCAAGGCGUCAGCAGGCGUCAUUCACGUCGUCUUGUAGCUUCUAUUUCGGCUGCCACAGCACCGCAGGGGCAGGGGCAGGUGCUGCUCGUCGCGGAGUCUUCGCAAGCGAAAGGCUGCGUGCCCUGCUAUCGGGAUCCUACGCAGCCACCGUGCUGGAUUCCACCACUUAUUGUCAUCGGGCUGGCGACGCUGUUCUCCGCGGUCAUCCUUAAAAACCGCAAGCGCAAGCCGGCCGUGACGGAGACGGAUGAGCUUCAGCCUAUUCCUCCCAGCCCUCAGCAAGACCCGCGCAGCUACCAGCGGGCGCUAGCUCGGACGCGUCAAGCGGCAGCGGUCACGAAGGCAAUCGCAUUCCUCAAAACUGGCGAGCCCGCACGUGCGUACAUGGAGCUGGGGAAGGCGCUCGCGGAGAACAGCAUCUGCCGCUCGCCACUGCUGGAUGGGGCAAUCACUAAGGCGGAGCUCGUGGAGCUGUACAAGCUGCACCUGCAGAAUGCCGAGGUGCCGCCCAACUUCGCGGUGCUGCUGCAGCUGCAGGAGAUGCUGGGCAUUGGGCAGGAGGAGGCGGAGAAGAUUGAGCUGGACCUGAUGCAGACGCCCGGGGCCUUCAGCAUCUGAGCGGCGCAGGAGGGCAGAGCGGGCAGCGCAGCGGGGUGACAGCUGGCGCUGAGUAGGCGUGUGUGGCUGGACAGGUAUAGGGUGCUGGCGGAGACGGAUGUGCGGAUGGUGCGCAGUUGGCGGUUUGGCCACAAUUUCAUUACUAUGAGGCUGCCCCUGAGCUACUGAAUGGCAGGUGAGCGCAUGUGUAGCAAUCGAGCAAAUUGCCGGGGCAUAGCCGCAUGAGUUGUGACACCUCGAUGGUUUCUAUGGAUAUGAUUUGCCGGCGAUUGACCCGGCCGCUGAGAAUCAACUGGGUGGUCUGGCUGGUCUUGGCGUGUAUGCUGGGCCGCUGACAGCGCUCUCACGCAGGGGCGCUCUCACGUCACCACAUGAGCGCGUGCUGGUGCGACAGGCCGUGGUACCAUUCUGCAUACAGAGAAGUGACAAGGCAUGGCUUCCGGUUGCGCCGGAUGGCAUUAAAGUGUUGGGUCACAAUGGCAGGGACUUGGGCUCUUGUUACUUUGUCACAUGCCUGUGGCCGCCUGACUGCCGGUGGCGAGGCUCAUCGCCGCCACCGUCUUUACGGCGAGUAGACGCUUGAAACGUGACCAUCUGCAAUUCUACAGCGUACGGAUGUCCAAGUGCGGUAUGAACGUAGGAGAGCUCUGGGCGAGAUGGUCAGGCGGCACUUGGCACCGUCUUGACAUGCUGCUGUGCGUGCAACGACGCGGGGGGAGCGGUUGUAAAGUCACUAU